AUGCCUACGUUUGAACGACCAAUUCCACCCCCCAUGUGGUCAUCUUUCCCAUCUAGCAGGCUAGAGAAUCACCAUCGCGAAUCCCCCCUAGCCAUCUCCCCCGACUUCCCCAGCUCCCUACCCACAUCAACCCCGAUAAUGGGAUCCAAUCACUCCCAACCCCGCCAUCGCACCGGUUCCUCCCUCAUCAACUUCUGCCGGGGAGCAACCUUUAGAAAGAAGAAGACUGCGGCAUGGGAUCCCCCCUCCUACGAGGAAUCCCAAUCCCACCCGAAAGCAUCCAUACCAUCUUCACGACUAUCCACCGAAUCCGAUUCAGACUCCCGCUACUCAUUCCUCAAAGACUUUGACACAAUCUUCCUCGUCGAUGACAGCUCCAGCAUGAGCGGCCCCCGCUGGGCCGAAGCCGAGAAGGCCAUUUCCGCCAUCGCCCCAAUCUGCACCCAGCACGACGCUGACGGCAUCGACAUCUACUUCCUCAAUCACCGCCGCACCUCCACAGCCUCCACCACCGGCGCCUAUAACAACAUCACCACUGCCGCCGACGUCCGCGAAAUCUUCCACAGCGUGCGUCCCCGUGGAUCCACCCCCGUCGGCCACCGUCUCCUCCAAAUCCUCCAGCCCUACCUCCUCCGCGUCCAAGCCAUGCAAGCCGCCCGCACGCCAGACGGAUACCUCUCCGACCCGUCCCUCUACGUGAAGCCAGUGAAUAUCAUCGCCAUCACGGACGGCGAAUUCACCGACGACGCGGAGAGCGUUAUCGUGCGGGUUGCGCGGACGCUGGAUAGUGCGGGGUGUGGCGCGUUGCCGUGGCAGGUGGGGAUUCAGUUUUUCCAGAUUGGCGAGGAUGAGCGGGUGCGGCGGUAUCUGCAGGAGUUGGAUGAUGAUUUGGACAAGUGGUGUCAGGAUGAGAAGGUGAGGGAUAUUGUUGAUACGGUGCCGUGGAGGGGGCGGAGUGGGGAUGUGUUGGAUGCAGAAGGGAUUCUGAAGUGUGUUUUGGGGGCGGUUAAUAAGAAGUAUGAUCGGAGGUCGGUUUAA
Penicillium daleae is the source of this 1038-nucleotide messenger RNA. RefSeq lists its product as uncharacterized. Lineage: Eukaryota; Fungi; Ascomycota; Eurotiomycetes; Eurotiales; Aspergillaceae. The record is from RefSeq and is a predicted model, not a curated record. The coding region runs from base 1 to 1038 and encodes 345 amino acids. The transcript has a single exon.